GUUUUAUUAUCGUUUUCAAGCAACUCUCAAAUCUGUUCCCUCGGUUACAAGCUCUCAUCCCUUCGAUAAUCGGCUUUGCCCCUUCAAUAACGACGCUGAUCAAGAUUAUCAGCUCUUGCAAACCUUACUGCCUAUGUUUUUGAGUCAACAUCGUCUGUUUUGACUGGUGCAAUUUAGUGCCAAGACAACGAAUUGUGUCGCUAAAAAUCUGGUAUAACUCUGGAUUCUUGGAAUUCCAUUCACUAUUGUGGUAAAAAUGCCAAAAAACUUUCGGAAAAGAAAAGUUGAGGAUGAUACCGACAUUCUUUCUGAUGAUGAGGAGGAGAGGAGGUUAGCUUUAGAGGAGGUAAAAUUGCUACAAAAGCAGAGAGAAAGAAGAUCUGGAAUCCCUGCUAAUACUAUACCCCAAUCGCUCUCUGUAGAACCAAAGUUGGGCGAUAAAGUCGAGGUAGAUGGUGAUAAAGAAGAGUUGGUUUUACAAGAUACAUUUGCACAAGAAACUGCUGUCAUGGUUGAAGACCCCAAUUUGGUAAAGUAUGUUGAACAAGAAAUGGCCAAGAAAAGGGGCCAGAUUAUUAACACAACAGAUCAUUCAGAGAGUGAAUUGAAACUUGCCGAGGAAGAAUUGUACAAGAUCCCAGAUCAUUUGAAAGUGAAAAAGAGAAACUCAGAAGAAAGCUCUACUCAGUGGACUACUGGUAUUGCAGAAAUUCAGCUUCCUAUUGAAUAUAAGCUAAAAAACAUCGAGGAAACUGAAGCGGCCAAGAAGCUUCUACAUGAAAAGAGAUACAUGGGACAAGCCAAGAAAGAGUCGACGAGUUCCUGGAAUCACAAUGCUGAUUAUUUUCAACGUGGAAAAGAUUAUGCUGAAAAACUCAGGAGAGAUCAUCCAGAACUAUACAAGGAUAGAGGUACAGAAGAUAAUGGAGUGGGUUCAAGACCUAAUGACAGUGGCGUUGACCCAGCCAGGAGAAGGCUAGCUGCUACAGAUGAGAUCAUGCUCGAGCGCUUCCGGAAAAAAGAGCGACAGCGUGUAAUGAGGAGAUGAGAUCAGUUAGUGUUGUAAGCCUGUAACAUUCAAAAGAAUCAAUUUCAAAGUUUUCUCUAUUAGAUCAUUUAUCUUGGACCUAUCAGUAACAUGUAGUCAGCUAAUAGAUUUGCGCUAUUUUAGUUAAUUUUACUACAUGCCCUAUUGUGUUCCGCCAAGAGAUUAAGAGUAUGUUUGCAAAUAAAAAUAAUUCCACAUGCUUAAUCUACUACAAAUAACUGAAGUGUGUAUUACAUAACUUAAAAAGAAUUUAUUCAUUGAUAUGUGUAUUUAUUUGCACUUAUUAAUAGUAAUUUUAAUAAUUUUUGAUGA
Amaranthus tricolor (Joseph's coat) is the source of this 1360-nucleotide messenger RNA. Its product is annotated as protein COP1 SUPPRESSOR 2. The transcript has 7 exons. Gene Ontology annotation, biological process: mRNA splicing, via spliceosome. The coding region runs from base 257 to 1048 and encodes 263 amino acids. The record is from RefSeq and is a predicted model, not a curated record. Gene Ontology annotation, cellular component: spliceosomal complex. Lineage: Eukaryota; Viridiplantae; Streptophyta; Magnoliopsida; Caryophyllales; Amaranthaceae.